AUGGCUAUCCAAGCAUUACGCUUUUUCGUGCUCAUCCUUCUUAUUAGCUUCGUUCAUUGUCGAAUUCUAAGACUCAACUCCUCUGAUGAUUUAAUAUCAGAUGGAAUUGAUCGCGUUGACAAUGAAUCUCCUAUUCUUACUGCAAAUGUUUCUGUUUCCUCCACAAACACUUGUAAUCACCAAUAUGGCUUCCUCCCAUGUGCAGAAAAUGCCGGAGGUUACAUUUUUCAAAUACUGAUUUAUCAGGGCCUACUCAUGUUCGGAGAAAAGGAGCUGAGCACUGGGAGCAGGGUGCUAUUCAAUAUUCUUGGAGCCAGCAACAUUGUUGGUAUUAUUUUCCGAAUCCUCGUGGGGUUACCAGCAAUUUUGAUUAUGAUCGUAUCUGGAGUUUUCAGUAGCAAAGACGAAGCUCAAUCUAAGGUGUCACUUGGAGUGGGUAUUUAUGCUGGAAUCACUGUCUUUACUCUUACAUUACAAUGGGGUAUAUGCGUAAUUUUUGGCAGGAGAAAGUUGCCUAAGGAAUUGACGUCUGAUCAUACUGAAGACGCACCAACUACAAAGAAUUGUUUGCUAGCAAAAGAAAUAGUUUCUGACUUAAAAGAUACUGGUGUUACCAUAGACAAAGAGACUCGUCGUACGGCUGGAAUUAUGCUCUUGUCUUUGAUUCCUUACAUAAUCAUACAACUAGUCGAUAUCUUAAAAACAUCAUUCGAAGCUCACGUAGUGAUUUUGAUAUCACUCUUCAUAUCAUCCACAAUGCUACUAUUAUAUCUCGUCUACCAGGUUAUGAAUCCUUGGAUGCAGGAAAGAAGUUUAGCCUACACAAAGUAUGAGACAAUGAGAAAAGGAUUUCUGCAGCACAUGCAACAACAUGGGAAGCUCAUUGAUGAACAUGGGAACCUUAAUGUUCCUGUCAUCAGAAAUUUAUUUGCUGAAACGGAUAAAGAUGCCAACAAAACUAUAACAAAGGAUGAAAUGGAAAAGUUGAUGCAUGAUUUAAUCAAUACAGGGAAGAUGAAAGUUGACGAACAAUUUGCUCUUUCUGAAGCAAUGAAACUAUUUGAUUUUAACCACGAUGGGUCAAUUAACUAUCAAGAAUUCGCCGAUGGUUGCAAAAAGUUGAUUACUGAAACCGAACAGUCGACUAAAAUUGGUGAUACCUCUUCAAGUAUUCCCAUGGCAAGCUACUUUUUCAUGGCAUUUUAUAUUUGUUGA
Messenger RNA from Fraxinus pennsylvanica, 1215 nucleotides. The record is from the annotation of a GenBank genome assembly. Lineage: Eukaryota; Viridiplantae; Streptophyta; Magnoliopsida; Lamiales; Oleaceae.